AUGUGCAAAGAAUGUCUCUGUCGUCACAAAAAGCUGUGUCUACUACUCGUCUGGCUUGCCUUUGUCCUUUUCCUUUGCCUCGUCGUCGUCCUUGGAUCCCUUUCUCCAGAUGAUCGAGCUCAUCCAUUUGCACAUAAUCAAUCAAAGACAAUUCCACCUCAAUCACUUCUCCUUCCACAACAAUCUCCUCCACAACUUUCGGCUGUUCUUCUGAAUACGUCGUUGGUUGGAUAA
This is a messenger RNA of Caenorhabditis remanei, 234 nucleotides long. RefSeq lists its product as uncharacterized. Lineage: Eukaryota; Metazoa; Nematoda; Chromadorea; Rhabditida; Rhabditidae. The record is from RefSeq and is a predicted model, not a curated record. Bases 1 to 234 code for a protein of 77 amino acids. The transcript has a single exon.